This is a messenger RNA of Pundamilia nyererei, 805 nucleotides long. RefSeq names its product erythroferrone-like. Lineage: Eukaryota; Metazoa; Chordata; Actinopteri; Cichliformes; Cichlidae. The transcript is spliced from 3 exons. The record is from RefSeq and is a predicted model, not a curated record. The coding region runs from base 308 to 766 and encodes 152 amino acids.
GGGAGGCAGAUAAAGAGCAGAGGCAGCAGCAGAGGGAGCAGAACGCAAACGCUGGCCUACAGGAGAGACGCCAUCACUCAUCUGCAGCGUCAGAGAAGAGAGGAGAGGAGGAGGAGCACCCGAACCACCCACCAGGAGGAGGUUUCUCCCAGACAGACGCUGACUUACUCCAGCUCACAGACAACGGGGAAACCAGCAAAACUCAGCAGGAGAUCCCUCCACGCUGAUCCCAGAGGCGCUGGCUCACAGAGGUGCAUCAUGGGAACUUCUUAGACCUGUACCCACCUGAGCACCGUCCACACACAGCAUGCUGGCCAGGUUAUCCCAAAGGAAGAGCGCUCCAGGAGGAGCCAGAGGGCUGCUGCUGCUCCCUCUGCUCCUCACAAUGAUGAUGAUGGUGGUGACGAUGGUGAAGGCUGCCAGCGUUGAUGAGGUGGAGAGCGAGGAGGGUCAGGAGAUCAUGGAGGACGAGGAGGCCGUCAGUGGAGAGCUGCAGGACCUGACCUCCUCGGAGUCGGGCAGAGUGUCUCCUCAUAGCUCCUGGCUCAUCUUCAGAAGGAACUCCAACAGAGGGGACAACCGCAGAAGCAAAGGGCCCCGGAGAACCUCCAAGCAUGGUCUUCCAGGCCCUCCAGGCCCUCCAGGACCUCAGGGGCCUCCUGGUCCACCUGCAGCCCUCCUGCCCCAACAACAGGAGCUGAUCCAGGAGCUGAAGGUGAAGCUAAAAGGUGAGACCUCCAAACACGUCAGCACAGAAUUAAAAUAAUAAUAAUAAUAAUAAUUGCAUUUAUAUAGCGCUUUUCUA